Acaulospora colombiana is the source of this 819-nucleotide messenger RNA. The record is from the annotation of a GenBank genome assembly. NCBI's taxonomy places the organism in Eukaryota, Fungi, Glomeromycota, Glomeromycetes, Diversisporales, Acaulosporaceae.
AUGUCGUUCAUCCUGCAAGAGAGGAAGAUUGACACAAUCUUUCACCUAGCGGCUCAAACACACGUGGAUAAUUCCUUUGAAAGUUCAUUGGAGUUCACUAAGAAUAAUGUCAUGGGAACGCACGUCAUGUUGGAAGCUGCCAAAUCGCAUGGAAUAAAAAGAUUCAUUUAUGUCAGUACCGACGAAGUCUACGGUGAGAUUGCAAAGACCAGCUCAGAUUGCCGUGAGGAUUCAAUAUUAGCUCCGUCGAAUCCUUAUUCGGCGACAAAAGCUGCCGCGGAAUGUCUCGUGAAAGCGUACCACAAGUCAUUCGGACUGCCGGUAAUCGUCACGAGAAGCAACAACAUCUAUGGUCCCUAUCAAUACCCCGAGAAGAUAUGCUCGAAAUUUAUUUGCAGUCUUAUCCGUGGAGGAAAGUGUUACAUUCAUGGUGACGGGUCAAACUCUCGCAAGUAUCUGUAUGCGGGAGACGUUGCCGACGCGUUGGACAUCAUCUUGCACAUGGGAAAGUUCGGUGAGAUCUAUAACAUCGGGUCAAAUUUUGAGAUUUCCAAUCUUGAACUUGCAAGACUCUUGAUACGAAAAUUCGGAUACAACGAGGACGAUCACAUUGAAUUCGUGCAAGAUCGCGCGUUCAAUGAUAUGCGAUAUGCUGUGGAUUAUUGUAAGCUACGGAACCUAGGAUGGAAACCUCGUGUGGGAUGGGAAGAAGUCGCGUGGUACAAGGAAAAUGGUGACGUAUGGUGGGGCGAUGUCUCUCGCGCCUUGGCGCCGCAUCCGAUAAAAGUGUCGCCUUCGGGGGACUUUCCUAACCAGUGA